Kwoniella botswanensis is the source of this 432-nucleotide messenger RNA. RefSeq lists its product as uncharacterized. Gene Ontology annotation, molecular function: calcium ion binding. The transcript has 5 exons. Gene Ontology annotation, cellular component: myosin II complex. Bases 1 to 432 code for a protein of 143 amino acids. Lineage: Eukaryota; Fungi; Basidiomycota; Tremellomycetes; Tremellales; Cryptococcaceae. The record is from RefSeq and is a predicted model, not a curated record. Gene Ontology annotation, biological process: mitotic actomyosin contractile ring assembly.
AUGUCAGGUAACAACGCAGAAUACAGAGAAGCAUUCGCCUUAUUCGAUAAAAAGGGAACAGGUCAAGUACCCAAAGAAUCAUUGGGUGAAUUGUUGAGAUCAUUGGGACAGAACCCUACCCAAGCGGAGGUACAGGGCUUGGAACAAGGAUUGCAGGGGGGUAGUACUUUUGGAUAUGAAGAGUUUUUGAAUGUGUUGAACAGGCCUGAUGGGUGGAAGCCUGCGGGGACUGCUGACGAAUUCAUCAAGGGAUUCCAAGUUUUCGACAAAUCAGGAAACGGAUUCAUCGGUGCAGGGGAACUACGAUAUGUCCUUACUCAACUCGGUGAGAAAAUGUCAGAUGAGGAAGUUGACGAGCUGUUGAAAGGGUUCCCCGUACAAGAUGGUCAAAUCAAUUAUCACUCAUUCGUACGAUCCAUCCUCGCUCAAUAA